AUGGCCCUGGCCACUUUCCACAGUAUUUCCCUGGCCAACAAUGCUUGCCUGGCUGCUUGUCAUAGUAUUUCCCUGGCCAACAAUGCUUGCCUGGCCCUGGCCACUUUCCACAGUAUUUCCCUGGCCAACAAUGCUUGCCUGGCUGCUUGUCAUAGUAUUUCCCUGGCCAGCAAUGCUUGCCUGGCCCUGGCCGAUUGCCAUAGUAUUUCCCUGGCCAACAAUGCUUCCCUGGCCGUUUGCCGUAGUAUUUCCCUGGCCAGCAAUGCUUGCCUGGCCCUGGCCGAUUGCCAUUGUAUUUCCCUGGCCAGCAAUGCUUCCCUGGCCCUGGCCGCUUCCCAUACCACUUCCCUGGCCGUGGCCACUUCCCCUACCACGUCCCUGGCCAACAAUGCUUGCCUGGCCCUGGCCAUUUGCCGUAGUAUUUCCCUGGCCAACAAUGCUUGCCUGGCCGCUUGCCAUAGUAUUUUCCUGGCCAGCAAUGCUUCCCUGGCCGCUUCCCUGGCCAACACCGCUUCCCAGGCCAACAAUGCUUCCCAUACCGCUUCCCUGGCCCUGACCACUUUCCACAGUAUUUCCCUGGACAGCAAUGCUUGCCUGGCCCUGGCCGAUUGCCAUCGUAUUUCCCUGGCCAGCAAUGCUUCCCUGGCCACUUCCCAUACCACGUCCCCGGCCAACAAUGCUUGCCUGGCCGUUUGCCGUAGUAUUUCCCUGGCCAACAAUGCUUGCCUGGCCGCUUGCCACAGUUUUUCCCUGGCCAACACUGCUUUCCUGGCCUUGGCCGCUUCCCACAAUAUUUCCCUUGCCAACAAUGCUUGCCUGGCCCCUUUCCAUAGUAUUUCCCUGGCUAGCAAUGCUUCCCUGGCCCUGGCCGCUUCCCAUACCACGUCCCUGGCCAACAAUGCUUGCCUGGCCCUGGCCACUUCCCAUACCGCUUCCCUGGCCCUGGCGGCUUCCCAUACCGCUUCCCUGGCCCUGGCCGCUUCCCACAAUACUUCCCUGGCCAACAAUGCUUGCCUGGCCACUUUCCACAGUAUUUCCCUGGCCAGCAAUGCUUGCCUGGCCGAUUGCCAUAGUAUUUCCCUGGCCAGCAAUGCUUCCCUGGCCCUGGCCGCUUCCCAUACCACUUCCCUGGCUGUGGCCACUUCCCAUACCACUUUCCUGGCCAACAAUGCUUGCCUGGCUGCUUGUCAUAGUAUUUCCCUGGCCAACAAUGCUUGCCUGGCCCUGGCCACUUCCCAUACCGCUUCCCUGGCCCUGGCGGCUUCCCAUACCGCUUCCCUGGCCCUGGCCGCUUCCCAUAGUACUUUCCAGGCCAACAAUGCUUUCCUGGCCUUGGCCGCUUCCCACAAUAUUUCCCUGGCCAACAAUCCUUGCCUGGCCCCUUUCCAUAGUAUUUCUAUGGCCAACAAUGAUUCCCAGGCCCUUACUUUCCUUGCCAACAAUGCUUGCCUGGCCCUGGCCACUUCCCUGGCCAACACCGCUUCCCAUACCGCUUCCUUGGCCCAGGCCGCUUCCCACAAUAUUUCCCUGGCCAACAAUGCUUCCCUGGCCACUUCCUAUACCACUUCCCAAGCCCUGGCCGCUUCCUAUACCGCUUCCCUGGCCCUGGACGCUUUCCAUAGUACUUUCCUUGCCAACAAUGCUUGCCUGGCCCUGGCCACUUCCCUGGCCAACACCGCUUCCCAUACCGCUUCCUUGGCCCAGGCCGCUUCCCACAAUAUUUCCCUGGCCAACAAUGCUUCCCUGGCCACUUCCUAUACCACUUCCCAGGCCCUGGCCGCUUCCCUGGCCCUGGACGCUUUCCAUAGUACUUUCCUUGCCAACAAUGCUUGCGUGGCCCUGGCCACUUCCCUGGCCAACACCACUUCCCAUACCGCUUCCUUGGCCCAGGCCGCUUCCCACAAUAUUUCCCUGGCCAACAAUGCUUGCCUGGCUGCUUGUCAUAGUAUUUGCCUGGCCAACAGUGCUUGUCUGGCCCUGGCCGUUUCCCUGCCCCUUGCCACUUCCCUGGCCAACACCGCUUCCCAGGCCAACAAUGCUUCCCAUACCGCUUCCCUGGCCCAGGCCACUUUCCAUAGUAUUUCCCUGGCCAGCAAUGCUUGCCUGGCCCUGGCCGCUUCCCAUAGUACUUUCCAGGCCAACAAUGCUUGCCUGGCCCCUUUCCAUAGUAUUUCCAUGGCCAACCAUGAUUCCCAGGCCCUUGCUUGUCUGGCCCUGGCCGUUUCCCUGCCCCUUGCCACUUCCCUGGCCAACACCGCUUCCCAGGCCAACAAUGCUUCCCAUACCGCUUCCCUGGCCCACAAUGCUUCCCAUACCGCUUCCCUGGCCCAGGCCACUUUCCAUAGUAUUUCCCUGGCCAACAACACUUGCCUGGCCAUCAAUGCUUCCCUGGCCUCUUCCAAUACCACUUCCCUGGCCAACAAUGCUUUCCAUACCACUUCCCCGGCCCUGGCCACUUCCCUGGCCAAUAAUGCCUGCCAGGACCUGGCCGUUUGCCGUAGUUUUUCCCUGGCCAACAAUGCCUGCCUGGCCCUGACCACUUGCCAUAGUAUUUCCCUGGCCAGCAAUGCUUGCCUGGCCGCUUGCCAUAGUAUUUCCAUGGCCAACAACGCUUCCCAGGCCCUGUCCGCUUCCCUGGCCACUUUCCAUAGUAUUUCCCUGGCAAACAAUGCUUCCCUGGCUUGCCAUAGUAUUUCCCUGGCCAGCAAUGCUUCCCUGGCCAGCAAUGCUUGCCAGGCCCUGGCCGCUCGCCAUAGUAUUUCCCUGGCCGUGGCCGCUAGCCACUCCGCUUCCCUGGCCGUGGCCGCUUGCCACUCCGCUUCCCUGGCCGUGGCCGCUUGCCACUCCGCUUCCCUGGCCGUGGCCGCUUGCCACUCCGCUUCCCUGGCCGUGGCCGCUUGCCACUCCGCUUCCCUGGCCGUGGCCGCUUGCCACUCCGCUUCCCUGGCCGUGGCCGCUUGCCACUCCGCUUCCCUGGCCGUGGCCGCUUGCCUGGAACUGGCUGCUUUCUAUAUAAUUUCCCUCGCCAGCAAUGCUUUCCAGGCCCUGGCCACUUCCCAUGCCGCUUCCCUGGCCCUUACUUUCCUGGCCAACAAUGCUUGCCUGGCCUUGGCCGCUUCCCACAAUAUUUCCCUGGCCAACAAUGCCUACCUGGCCCUGGCCGCUUGCCAUAGUAUUUCCCUGGCUAGCAAUGCUUCCCUGGCCAGCAAUGCUUGCCAGGCCCUGGCCGCUUGCCAUAGUAUUUCCCUGGCCAACAAUGCCUGCCUGUCCCUGGCUGCUCGCCAUAGUAUUUCCCUGGCCAGCAAUGCUUCCCUGGCCCUGGCCGCUUGCCAUACCACUACCCUGGCCGCUUCCCUGGAACUGGCUGCUUUCUAUAUCAUUUCCCUGACCAGCAAUGCUUCCCAGGCCCUGGCCGCUUGCCAUAGUAUUACCCUGGCCAGCAAUGCUUCCCAGGCCCUGGCCGCUUGCCAUAGUAUUACCCUGGCCAGCAAUGCUUCCAAGGCCCUGGCCGCUUGCCAUAGUAUUUCCUUGGCCAGCAAUGCUUCCCUGGCUGCUUGCCAUAGUAUUUCCCUGGCCAGCAAUGCUUCCCUGGCCCUGGCCCUGGCCGCUUCCCACUCCGCUUCCCACACCACUUCCCUGGCCAAUAACGCUUGCCUGGAACUGGCUGCUUUCUAUAUAAUUUCCCUGACCAUCAAUGCUUCCCAGACCCUGGCCGCUUCCCAAUCCAUUUCCAUGGCCCUGGCCGCUUCCCAUGCCGCUUCCCUGGCCCUGGCCGCUCGCCAUAGUAUUUCCCUGGCCAGCAAUGCUUCCCUGGCCAACAAUGCCUGCCUGGCCCUGGCCGCUCGCCAUAGUAUUUCCCUGGCCAGCAAUGCUUGCCUGGCCGCUUACCAUAGUAUUUCCCUGGCCAGCAAUGCUUCCCUGGCCGUGGCCGCUUGCCACUCCGCUUCCCUGGCCCUGGCCACUUGCCUGGCCGUGGCCGCUUCCCACACCACUUCCCUGGCCAAUAAUGCUUGCCUGGAACUGGCUGCUUUCUAUAUAAUUUCCCUGACCAGCAAUGCUUCCCAGGCCCUGGCCGCUUCCCAAUCCAUUUCCAUGGCCCUGGCCCUGGCCGCUUCCCACUCCGCUUCCCACACCACUUCCCUGGCCAAUAACGCUUGCCUGGAACUGGCUGCUUUCUAUAUAAUUUCCCUGACCAUCAAUGCUUCCCAGACCCUGGCCGCUUCCCAAUCCAUUUCCAUGGCCCUGGCCGCUUCCCAUGCCGCUUCCCUGGCCCUGGCCGCUCGCCAUAGUAUUUCCCUGGCCAGCAAUGCUUCCCUGGCCAACAAUGCCUGCCUGGCCCUGGCCGCUCGCCAUAGUAUUUCCCUGGCCAGCAAUGCUUGCCUGGCCGCUUACCAUAGUAUUUCCCUGGCCAGCAAUGCUUCCCUGGCCGUGGCCGCUUGCCACUCCGCUUCCCUGGCCCUGGCCACUUGCCUGGCCGUGGCCGCUUCCCACACCACUUCCCUGGCCAAUAAUGCUUGCCUGGAACUGGCUGCUUUCUAUAUAAUUUCCCUGACCAGCAAUGCUUCCCAGGCCCUGGCCGCUUCCCAAUCCAUUUCCAUGGCCCUGUAUUUCCCUGGCCAGCAAUGCUUCCCUGGCCCUGGCCGCUUGCCAUACCACUUCCCUGGCUGCUUCUCUGGAACUGGCUGCUUUCUAUAUCCUUUCCCUCGCCAGCAAUGCUUCCCUGGCCCUGGCCGCUUCCCAUACAAUGCUUGCCUGGCCUUGGCCGCUUCCCACAAUAUUUCCCUGGCCAAUAACACUUGCCUGGCCCUGGCCGCUUGCCAUAGUAUUUCCCUGGCCAGCAAUGCCUGCCUGGCCGCUUGCCAUAGUAUUUCCCUGGCCAGCAAUGCUUCCCUGGCCCUGGCCCUGGCCCUGGCCGCUCCCCACUCCGCUUACCAGGCCGCUUCCCUGGCCAAUAAAGCUUGCCUGGAACUGGCCGCUUUCUAUAUCAUUUCCCUGGCCAGCAAUGCUUCCCUGGCCCUGGCCCUGGCCGCUCCCCACUCCGCUUCCCACUCCGCUUCCCUGGCCCUGGCCCUGGCCGCUUCCCACUCCGCUUACCAGGCCGCUUCCCUGGCCAAUAAAGCUUGCCUGGAACUGGCCGCUUUCUAUAUCAUUUCCCUGGCCAGCAAUGCUUCCCAGGCCCUGGCCGCUUGCCAUAGUAUGUCCCUGGCCAGCAAUGCUUCCCAGGCCCUGGCCGCUUGCCAUAGUAUUACCCUGGCCAGCAAUGCUUCCCAGGCCCUGGCCACUUCCCAUAGUAUUUCCCUGGCCAACAAUGCCUGCCUGGCCCUGGCCGCUUGCCAUAGUAUUUCCCUGGCCAGCAAUGCCUGCCUGGCCGCUUGCCAUAGUAUUUCCCUGGCCAGCAAUGCUUCCCUGGCCCUGGCCCUGGCCCUGGCCGCUCCCCACUCCGCUUACCAGGCCGCUUCCCUGGCCAAUAAAGCUUGCCUGGAACUGGCCGCUUUCUAUAUCAUUUCCCUGGCCAGCAAUGCUUCCCUGGCCCUGGCCCUGGCCGCUCCCCACUCCGCUUCCCACUCCGCUUCCCUGGCCCUGGCCCUGGCCGCUUCCCACUCCGCUUACCAGGCCGCUUCCCUGGCCAAUAAAGCUUGCCUGGAACUGGCCGCUUUCUAUAUCAUUUCCCUGGCCAGCAAUGCUUCCCAGGCCCUGGCCGCUUGCCAUAGUAUGUCCCUGGCCAGCAAUGCUUCCCAGGCCCUGGCCGCUUGCCAUAGUAUUACCCUGGCCAGCAAUGCUUCCCAGGCCCUGGCCACUUCCCAUAGUAUUUCCCUGGCCAACAAUGCCUGCCUGGCCCUGGCCGCUCACCAUAGUAUUUCCCUGGCCAGCAAAGCUUGCCUGGCCGCUUGCCAUAGUAUUUUCCUGGCCAGCAAUGCUUCCCUGGCCCUGGCCGCUUCCCAGUCCACUUCCCUGGCCCUGGCCGCUUCCCAGUCCACUUCCCUGGCCAAUAAUGUUUGCCUGGAACUGGCGGCUAUCUAUAUAAUUUCCCUGGCCAGCAAUGCCUGCCUGGCCCUGGCCGCUUGCCACAGUACUUACCUGGCCAGCAAUGCCUGCUUGGCCCUGGCCGCUUGCCACAGUAUUUCCCUGGCUGGCAAUGCCUGCCUGGCCGCUUCCCACAAUAUUUCCCUGGCUGGCAAUGCCUGCCUGGCCGCUUCCCACAAUAUUUCCCUGGCUGGCAAUGCCUGCCUGGCCGCUUCCCACAAUAUUUCCCUGGCCAACACCGCUUCCCAUACCACUUCCCUGGCCCUGGCUGCUUUCCACUCCGCUUCCCUGGCCCUGGCCGCUUCCCACACCGCUUCCCUGGCCAAUAACGCUUGCCUGGAACUGGCCGCUUGCCACAGUAUUUCCCUGGCCAGCAAUGCCUGCCUGGCCCUGGCCGCUUGCCACAGUAUUUCCCUGGCCCUGGACCUGGCCGCUUGCCACUCUGCUUCCCUGGCCCUGGCCGCUUCCCUGGCCAACAACCCUUGCCAGGACCUGGUUACUUCCUUGGCCAAGACUGCUUUCCACAGUAUUUCCCUGGCCAGCAAUGCUUGCCUGGCCCUGUCCGCUUCCCUGGCCACUUCCCAUACUGCUUCCCUGGCCAACACCACUUCCCAUACCACUUCCCUGGCCAAGACUGCUUCCCACAAUAUUUCCCUGGCCAAAAAUGCUUGCCUGGCCCUGGCCACUUCCCAUACCGCUUCCCUGUCCCUGGCCGCUUCCCAUUUUGCUUCCUUGGCCCUGGCUGCGUCCCGAAGCAUUUCCCUGGCCAACAAUGCUUGCCUGGCCCUGGCCACUUCUCUGGUCCUUGCCGCUUCCCUGGCCCACAACACUAACCAUGCCACUUCCCAUACCGCUUCCCUGGCCCAUGCCGCUCCCCUGGCCGCUUCCCUGGCCAAUAACCCUUCCCUUACCAAGGCCAGGACCGCUUCCCAUGACACUUCCCUGGCCAAGACCACUUCCCACGCCCUGGCCGCUUCCCAGGCCAAGUCUGCUUCCCAUAGUACCUCCCUGGCCAAGACCGCUUCCGAUUCCACUCCCCAGUCCAAGUCCGCUUCCCUGGCCAAGACCGCUUCCCAUACCACCUCCCUGGCCAAGACCGCUUCCUAUACCGCCUCCUUGGCCUGGACCGCCUCCCUGUCCAAGACCACUUUCCUGACCAAAACCAAGACUGCCUCCCUGGCCAAGACCGCUUCCCAUACCGCCUCCCUGUCCAAGACCACUUCCCUGACCAAAACCAAGACCGCCUCCCUGUCCAAGACCGCCUCCCAUACCACCUCCCUGGCCCUGGCCGCUUACCCCUCCGCUUCCCUGGCCCUGGCCGCUUGCCACACCGCUUCCCUGGCCAAUAACGCUUGCCUGGAACUGGCCGCUUGCCACAGUAUUUCCCUGGCCAGCAAUGCCUGCCUGGCCCUGGCCGCUUGCCACAGUAUUUCCCUGGCCCUGGACCUGGCCGCUUGCCACUCUGCUUCCCUGGCCCUGGCCGCUUCCCUGGCCAACAACCCUUGCCAGGACCUGGUUACUUCCUUGGCCAAGACUGCUUUCCACAGUAUUUCCCUGGCCAGCAAUGCUUGCCUGGCCCUGUCCGCUUCCCUGGCCACUUCCCAUACUGCUUCCCUGGCCAACACCACUUCCCAUACCACUUCCCUGGCCAAGACUGCUUCCCACAAUAUUUCCCUGGCCAAAAAUGCUUGCCUGGCCCUGGCCACUUCCCAUACCGCUUCCCUGUCCCUGGCCGCUUCCCAUUUUGCUUCCUUGGCCCUGGCUGCGUCCCGAAGCAUUUCCCUGGCCAACAAUGCUUGCCUGGCCCUGGCCACUUCUCUGGUCCUUGCCGCUUCCCUGGCCCACAACACUAACCAUGCCACUUCCCAUACCGCUUCCCUGGCCCAUGCCGCUCCCCUGGCCGCUUCCCUGGCCAAUAACCCUUCCCUUACCAAGGCCAGGACCGCUUCCCAUGACACUUCCCUGGCCAAGACCACUUCCCACGCCCUGGCCGCUUCCCAGGCCAAGUCUGCUUCCCAUAGUACCUCCCUGGCCAAGACCGCUUCCGAUUCCACUCCCCAGUCCAAGUCCGCUUCCCUGGCCAAGACCGCUUCCCAUACCACCUCCCUGGCCAAGACCGCUUCCUAUACCGCCUCCUUGGCCUGGACCGCCUCCCUGUCCAAGACCACUUUCCUGACCAAAACCAAGACUGCCUCCCUGGCCAAGACCGCUUCCCAUACCGCCUCCCUGUCCAAGACCACUUCCCUGACCAAAACCAAGACCGCCUCCCUGUCCAAGACCGCCUCCCAUACCACCUCCCUGGCCCUGGCCGCUUACCCCUCCGCUUCCCUGGCCCUGGCCGCUUGCCACAGUAUUUCCCUGGCCUUGGCCCUGGCCGCUUGCCACAGUAUUUCCCUGGCCUUGGCCCUGGCCGCUUGCCACAGUAUUUCCCUGGCCUUGGCCCUGGCCGCUUGCCACAGUAUUUCCCUGGCCUUGGCCCUGGCCGCUUGCCACAGUAUUUCCCUGGCCUUGGCCCUGGCCGCUUGCCACAGUAUUUCCCUGGCCUUGGCCCCGGCCGCUUCCCUGGCCAACAACACUUGCCAGGACCUGGUUACUUCCUUGGCCAAGACUGCUUCCCUGGCCCAUGCUGCUUCCUUGGCCAAGACCACUUUCCACAGUAUUUCCCUGGCCAGCAAUGCUUGCCUGGCCCUGUCCGCUUCCCUGGCUACUUCCCAUAAUGCUUCCCUGGCCAACACCACUUCCCAUACCACUUCCCUGGCCAAGACUGCUUCCCACAAUAUUUCCCUGGCCAAAAACGCUUGCCCGGCCCUGGCCACUUCCCAUACCGCUUCCUUGUCCCUGGCCGCUUCCCAUUUUGCUUCCUUGGGCCUGGCUGCGUCCCGAAGCAUUUCCCUGGCCAACAAUGCUUGCCUGGCCCUGGCCACUUCUCUGGUCCUUGCCACUUCCCUGGCCCACAACGCUAAACAUGCCACUUCCCAUACCGCUUCCCUGGCCCUGGCUGCUUCCCUGACCAACAACCCUUCCCUGGCCGCUUCCCUGUCCAAAACCACUUCCCUGACAAAAACCAAGACUGCCUCCCUGGCCAAGACCGCCUCCCUGUCCACGACCGCUUCCCAGACCGCCUCCCUGGCCAAGUCCGCUUCCCUGGCCAAGACCGCCUCCCUGGCCAAGUCCGCUUCCGAUACCGCCUCCCUGUCCAAGACCGCCUCCCUGGCCAAGACCGCUUCCCAGACCGCCUCCCUGGCCAAGACCGCCUCCCUGGCCAAGACCGCCUCCCUGGCCAAGACCGCUUCCCAGACCGCCUCCCUGGCCAAGACCGCCUCCCUGGCCAAGACCGCCUCCCUGGCCAAGACCGCCUCCCUGGCCAAGACCGCCUCCCUGGCCAAGACCGCCUCCCUGGCCAAGACCGCUUCCCAGACCGCCUCCCUGGCCAAGACCGCCUCCCUGGCCAAGACCGCCUCCCUGGCCAAGACCCUGCCAACCUCCCUGGCCAAGACCGCUUCCCAGACCGCCUCCCUGGCCAAGACCGCCUCCCUGGCCAAGACCGCCUCCCUGGCCAAGACCGCUUCCGAUACCGCCUCCCUGGCCAAGACCGCCUCCCUGGCCAAGACCGCCUCCCUGGCCAAGACCGCCUCCCUGGCCAAGACCGCCUCCCUGGCCAAGACCGCCUCCCUGGCCAAGACCGCCUCCCUGGCCAAGACCGCCUCCCUGGCCAAGACCGCCUCCCUGGCCAAGACCGCCUCCCUGGCCAAGACCGCCUCCCUGGCCAAGACCGCCUCCCUGGCCAAGACCGCCUCCCUGGCCAAGUCCGCCUCCCAGACCGCCUCCCUGGCCAAGUCCGCCUCCCAGACCGCCUCCCUGGCCAAGUCCGCCUCCCAGACCGCCUCCCUGGCCAAGACCGCCUCCCAGACCGCCUCCCUGGCCAAGACCGCCUCCCAGACCGCCUCCCUGGCCAAGUCCGCUUCCCAGACCGCCUCCCUGGCCAAGUCCGCUUCCCAGACCGCCUCCCUGGCCAAGUCCGCUUCCCAGACCGCCUCCCUGGCCAAGUCCGCUUCCCAGACCGCCUCCCUGUCCAAGACCGCCUCCCUGGCCAAGUCCGCUUCCCAGACCGCCUCCCUGGCCAAGACCGCCUCCCUGGCCAAGACCGCCUCCCUGGCCAAGACCGCCUCCCUGGCCAAGACCGCCUCCCUGGCCAAGACCGCCUCCCUGGCCAAGACCGCCUCCCUGGCCAAGUCCGCUUCCCAGACCGCCUCCCUGGCCAAAACCGCCUCCCUGUCCAAGACCGCCUCCCAGACCGCCUCCCUGGCCAAGUCCGCUUCCCAGACCGCCUCCCUGGCCAAGUCCGCUUCCCAGACCGCCUCCCUGGCCAAGUCCGCCUCCCUGGCCAAGUCCACUUCCCAGACCGCCUCCCUGGCCAAGACCGCCUCCCUGUCCAAGACCGCCUCCCAGACCGCCUCCCUGUCCAAGUCCGCCUCCCUGGCCAAGUCCGCUUCCCAGACCGCCUCCCUGUCCAAGACCGCCUCCCUGGCCAAGUCCGCUUCCCAGACCGCCUCCCUGGCCAAGUCCGCUUCCCAGACCGCCUCCCUGGCCAAGUCCGCUUCCCAGACCGCCUCCCUGGCCAAGUCCGCUUCCCAGACCGCCUCCCUGGCCAAGACCGCCUCCCUGUCCAAGACCGCUUCCCAGACCGCCUCCCUGGCCAAGUCCGCUUCCCAGACCGCCUCCCUGGCCAAGUCCGCUUCCCAGACCGCCUCCCUGGCCAAGACGGCCUCCCUGUCCAAGACUGCCUCCCUGUCCAAGACCGCUUCCCAGACCGCCUCCCUGGCCAAGACCGCCUCCCUGUCCAAGACCGCUUCCCAGACCACCUCCCUGGCCAAGUCCGCUUCCCAUACCGCCUCCCUGGCCAAGACCGCCUCCCUGUCCAAGACCGCUUCCCAGACC
Messenger RNA from Carassius auratus (goldfish), 10962 nucleotides. Its product is annotated as platelet binding protein GspB-like. The record is from RefSeq and is a predicted model, not a curated record. Lineage: Eukaryota; Metazoa; Chordata; Actinopteri; Cypriniformes; Cyprinidae. The annotation marks the transcript as partial. The transcript has 8 exons.